This is a messenger RNA of Trifolium pratense (red clover), 1421 nucleotides long. Its product is annotated as 1-aminocyclopropane-1-carboxylate oxidase homolog 1-like. The transcript is spliced from 4 exons. The record is from RefSeq and is a predicted model, not a curated record. Bases 274 to 1389 code for a protein of 371 amino acids. Lineage: Eukaryota; Viridiplantae; Streptophyta; Magnoliopsida; Fabales; Fabaceae.
AAUAUUGCCCGAUCUUUUUUAAUAGCAGAUAUUCACGACGGCUUUUCCUGUAUCAGUACUACUCGAUGGUAGCUCGUUUCUUUCAAGCGGCUUCAUCCGCCUAUUAGUAUUCAGUAGAGUACCUUAAAAGAAUCACUAUUUAAGACUUAAAAACAUGAGAAGAGUCCAACUUAAAAGACUAGUUCGGUGGGUGCAAAUUAAGAGUUAAGCAACAUAGUAGUGCUAUAUGUACAAUUGGAUGAAAUUUAAAAUCCAAACCUUGAAGACACUAAGAUGGGAUUUACUGCUAGAGAUGAAAUUGAAGGCAAGUUCAAAUUCAGCUCUGAUAGGAUGCAAGAGCUUAAAGCAUUUGAUGAAACAAAAGCUGGUGUUAAAGGACUUGUUGAUCAAGGUAUUGUUAAAAUCCCAACCUUAUUUCAUCAUCCACCUAAUAAGUUUUCAAACUCCACAAAUUCAACCAACACACAACACAUUAUUCCUGUUAUAGACUUUACAAAUAUUGGUAAAGAUCCAAAUACAAGGCAAGAAAUUAUAAGCAAAAUAAAAGAAGCAUCUGAAACAUGGGGUUUCUUUCAAGUGGUUAAUCAUGGCAUUCCUUUAAAAGUUCUUGAGGAUAUGAAAGAGGGUGUCCUUAGAUUCUUUGAACAAGAUACUGAAGUGAAAAAAGAGAUGUAUACUAGAGAUCAAACAAGGCCAUUGAUUUAUAAUAGCAAUUUUGAUUUGUAUAAUUCACCAGCACUUAAUUGGAGGGAUACUUUUAUAUGUGACCUUGUUCCUAAUGCUCCCAAACCAGAAGAUUUUCCAGUGGUAUGCAGGGAUAUACUUAUGGAAUAUGGAUCACAUGCAAUGAAACUUGGAGCAAUACUCUUUGAAUUACUAUCAGAAGCUCUUGGAUUGCAUCCAAACCAUAUAAAGGAAAUGGAUUGUUCUCAGGGGAAUAAGUUACUUGGCCAUUACUAUCCUGCUUGUCCUGAACCAGAAUUAACUAUGGGACUCACCAAACAUUCUGAUGCUAAUUUUCUCACGGUGCUUCUCCAAGACCAUAUUGGUGGCCUUCAAGUUCUUCACCAGAACAAAUGGAUUGAUGUACCUCCAGUACCUGAGGCUCUUGUAGUCAAUAUUGGUGAUCUUAUGCAGCUUAUAACAAAUGACAAAUUCAAGAGUGUUGAGCACAGAGUACUGGCAAAUGGGAUUGGUCCAAGAAUAUCUGUUGCAUGCUUUUUCAAUGCAGGUCUGAAAGCACAAGAAAAGCUUUAUGGAUCUAUAAAAGAAUUGUUAUCAGAAGACAACCCUCCAAGAUACAGAGAAACCACUUUUACUGACUAUGUAGCCUACUUCAGUGAAAGAGGGCUUGAUGGAACUUCUGCUCUUCCACAUUACAAGCUUUGAGUUGGAUAAUAUGGAUUGAGAUGGUUUAUAAG